Zingiber officinale is the source of this 2311-nucleotide messenger RNA. Its product is annotated as importin subunit alpha-1b-like. Bases 201 to 1793 code for a protein of 530 amino acids. The transcript is spliced from 11 exons. The record is from RefSeq and is a predicted model, not a curated record. NCBI's taxonomy places the organism in Eukaryota, Viridiplantae, Streptophyta, Magnoliopsida, Zingiberales, Zingiberaceae. Gene Ontology annotation, molecular function: protein binding; nuclear import signal receptor activity. Gene Ontology annotation, biological process: NLS-bearing protein import into nucleus. Gene Ontology annotation, cellular component: nucleus; cytoplasm.
CCCUCGUCUAGGGUUUCGCUGGACCUCCUGUUCGGCGUCCUCACUGGUCCGCUGCGCUUCCAUUUCCCCAUUUACUCCGCUAUAAAGCGAUCCCCAUUUCGACGAUAUCUUCUCUCUUCAAUUUUCCGGAGCGCCUCCGGUUUGUCGUCCUUGCCCGAUCUCUUACUUUCUGUUGACAAAGGGACAAGCAGCAGAGCAAGAUGUCGCUGAGGCCGAGCGAGCGGGCGGAGGUCCGCCGGAACAAGUACAAGGUCGCCGUUGACGCCGAGGAGGGGCGGCGCCGGAGGGAGGACAACAUGGUGGAGAUCAGAAAGAAUCGUCGAGAGGAGAACCUACUGAAGAAGCGUCGGGAGGGGAUGCUGGCCCAGCCCCUUCCUCAGGCGGUCCACACCUCUGCGGUGGAAAAGAGGCUAGAAAGUCUUCCGGCGAUGGUGGCGAAUGUUUAUUCAGAUGACAGUUCUAUGCAAUUGGAAGCAGUUACGAACUUUCGUAAAUUACUAUCAAUAGAAAGAAGUCCUCCAAUCGAAGAGGUGGUACAAUCUGGGGUAGUUCCUCGAUUUGUUGAGUUCCUUAUGAGGGAAGACUAUCCUCAACUUCAGUUUGAAGCUGCUUGGGCUCUGACCAAUAUUGCCUCUGGAACUUCCGACAACACAAAGGUUGUGAUCGAUCAUGGGGCAGUUCCGAUAUUCGUUAAACUUCUCAGUUCCCCAAGUGAUGAUGUUCGUGAGCAAGCAGUAUGGGCCUUGGGGAAUGUAGCUGGUGAUUCUCCUAGAUGCAGAGAUCUUGUCCUCGCCAAUGGAGCAUUAUUUCCACUGUUGCAACAGCUGAACGAACACGCAAAACUCUCCAUGUUAAGGAAUGCCACAUGGACUCUUUCUAAUUUUUGCAGAGGGAAGCCUCAACCAGAUUUCAGUCAGGUUAAGCCUGCCCUUCCAGCUCUGGAGCGAUUAAUUCAUUCAAACGACGAGGAAGUGCUCACUGAUGCAUGCUGGGCAUUAUCGUACUUGUCUGAUGGUAACAAUGAUAAAAUACAAGUUGUACUUGAGGCUGGUGUCUGUCCUCGUCUCGUAGAACUACUGCUCCAUCCAUCACCUUCCGUGCUUAUUCCAGCCCUUCGCACUGUGGGUAACAUUGUGACAGGAGAUGAUUUGCAGACACAGUUUGUUAUCAAUCAUCAAGCGCUUCCUUGUCUCCUCAACCUCUUGACUCAGAGUCACAAAAAAAGCAUCAAGAAGGAAGCUUGUUGGACCAUAUCAAACAUCACAGCUGGAAACAAGGAACAAAUACAGGCUGUUAUAGCUGCUGGUGUCAUCAGUCCUCUGGUGAAUAUAAUGCAAACUGCAGAGUUUGAUAUCAAGAAAGAGGCAGCAUGGGCCAUCUCUAAUGCUACUUCGGGUGGCACACAUGAGCAAAUAAAGUACUUGGUUAGUCAGGGCUGCAUCAAUCCCUUAUGUGACCUACUUGUGUGCCCUGAUCCAAGAAUUGUCACUGUUUGCCUGGAAGGGCUUGAGAACAUCUUGAAGGUUGGCGAAGCAGAGAAGAACCAGAGUGCUAGUGGUGAUGUCAAUAUAUAUGCUCAGAUGAUUGAUGAUGCGGAGGGCUUGGAGAAGAUCGAGAACCUUCAGAGCCAUGAUAAUACUGAAAUUUAUGAGAAAGCUGUGAAUAUUCUUGAAACGUACUGGUUGGAAGAGGAAGAUGAUGUGAUGCCGGCAGCUGAUGGUGCUCAAGCUGGGUUCCAUUUCGGGAACAAUGAUCAGAACGUAGUUCCUCCUGGAGGAUUCAACUUCAGCUAAACAAUGGUGAAGUUAUAUGGAGGUACAGGGAUCAUGUCUCAGCAACUGGAGAUGGUUCCAGUUCAGCGUCCUCAUCAGGCGAGUCGUGUCAUGGGUCAAGGUCGAGGUUGGGUCAGUUUGAGUCCAGUCAAGUCCGUCAAAGUGGGACUGAUCGAAUAACGGUGUUAUGGAAAGGCGAUGUAUCGGUUAUUACACUUUUGAAUGAUUGCAUAGCUUAAUGCAAUCCAAUGGAAAGGAGAAAUAUACUUGUGAUGAAUUAUCUCAAGACCUGGAUGCCAUGUUUUUGCCUCCGAGUAUGAGCAUUUCCUGGGUGUGAGUUGAUGAAAUUGUCAUUGGUUAGAGUCGGUUUUGCAUCGAUGGCAGGGUCAUGUUUUGUGGCCUUCUCUAGUCAGAGUUAUAGCGUCAAGGAAGAGAAGUCUUAGUUUUACCUUCCCUUCGCUAUUGUCUUGAGUUAUUUUCUUUUGUGCAAUUGUGAGUUUGAAAAUUUAUUGUUUUUACAAGAUCAUUUUCUCCUGGAA